Molecule: messenger RNA, 2562 nt
Organism: Oncorhynchus nerka (sockeye salmon)
Lineage: Eukaryota; Metazoa; Chordata; Actinopteri; Salmoniformes; Salmonidae
Product: protocadherin beta-16-like
Exons: 1
Coding region: 154-2562 (802 amino acids)
Biological process (GO): homophilic cell-cell adhesion
Cellular component (GO): plasma membrane
Molecular function (GO): calcium ion binding
Source: RefSeq, a predicted model, not a curated record
CACUAAGCACCGAGACCCGAGUUGAGAUUCUUUUGUUCCUGAUAAACGGAUUAUUGGCCGGACAUGGUGUUAUUUUCUGGAUUCAAAAUUUAAAUAAUUAGACUAUUUUCAUAACGGAAUAUAUGGUGCUUGUUGUUUCAUGUUGAAGGAAAAAUGUCGGACGGAACAAUGACACGGCAAGUACUGUUGUUUAUCUCGGUCCUCUCUCUCAGUUCAGUACACGGGCAGGUCAGUUACUCCAUUCCUGAGGAAAUGGCGAAAGGCUCUUUAGUUGGUAACAUAGCGCAGGAUUUGGGUUUAGAUAUUAAAAGACUCAAAUCAGGUAAAGCUCGUAUUUAUACUGGAGACAGCGCAGAGUACAUCGAGCUGAAUAUAGAAAGGGGAGUUCUCCUCAUCAAAGAGAUAAUAGACCGUGAAGCGCUUUGCGGACCGACGACGCCUUGCGCUUUACAUUUUCAGAUUAUUUUAGAGAACCCGAUGGAAUUUUAUACAGCUACAGUUGAGAUAACCGAUGUCAAUGACAAUUCACCUAUUUUUGAGAGGAGUGAAAUGAAAUAUGAAAUUAGUGAAUCGGCGCUAACGGGAGCUAAAUUUGUAUUGGAAAGAGCAGUUGAUGACGACGUUGGCGUUAAUGGCCUUCAGAGCUACUCUCUGAAACCCACUGAUAAUUUCGUAUUGAAAACACUAACUCGUUCAGAUGGUGUUAAAAAUGUAGAGAUGGUAUUACAGACACCUCUAGACCGAGAGAAACAGGAGCAGAUAUCUCUGUUGUUGACAGCUGUAGAUGGAGGAGAGCCUCAGCUAUCAGGAACGAUGCAGAUACUCAUCACUGUACUAGACGCCAAUGAUAAUGCGCCUGUAUGUUCUCAGGCAGAGUAUAAAGCUAGUGUAUCAGAAAACGUAUCAAAAGGCACUGUUUUAACAACAAUCAGUGCAACUGAUGCCGAUCAAGGUUCCAACGGAAUAAUUACGUAUUCUAUUUCAAAAUCGGGAGCGUCCCAUCUAUUUGAAAUUGAUCAUGUUUACGGUGUGGUAAAAUUAAAUGGACAUAUUGACUAUGAAAAACGUAAACAUUAUGAGAUAGACGUUCAGGCUACAGAUCAGGGAGGUCACUCUGACGCGUGUAAAUUAAUUAUUGAGGUUAUAGAUACAAAUGACAACAAACCAUCAAUCAAUAUCAUGUCAAAGACGAGUGCCAUAUCUGAGAACGCCCAACCUGGUACUGUCGUAACUAUGAUGAAUAUUCAAGACCCAGAUUCUGGUGAUAAUGGCAGAGUACAGUGCUCUAUUGACGAAAACAUCCCGUUUUCAAUGAAAUCAACAUCGAAUAAUUUCUUUACUGUAGUAACAGACAGUGACUUGGACCGAGAGAGAGCCUCUGGGUAUAACAUCAGUGUGACGUGCUCUGAUGAGGGAGUUCCCUCGCUCUCCAGCAGCGUCACUCUCACCUUACAGAUAUCAGAUGUGAAUGACAACGCGCCCGUCUUUGAGAGGAGCUCAUAUGAGGCCUACAUGAUAGAAAACAACACACCGGGGCUCUCUAUAUUCACAGUGAAAGCCAGAGACGCUGACUGGAACCAGAAUGCCCGUGUUUCUUACAUACUGGAGGACUCCUCGGUUAACGGAGUGCCCGUCUCCUCAUAUGUGUCCGUUAGUGCUGAUAGUGGAGUCAUCCAUGCAGUGCGCUCUUUUGACUACGAGCAGAUCAAGGAUUUCCAGUUCCGUGUAAAAGCGCAGGAUGGAGGCUCUCCUCCUCUUAGUAGCAAUGUGACUGUGAACAUAAUGAUCCAGGACCAGAAUGACAACACGCCGCAGGUUCUGUAUCCAGUCCAGACUAGCAGCUCUCUGGUGGCUGAAAUGGUGCCUCGUUCAGCAGAUGUGGGCUAUCUUGUCACUAAAGUGGUGGCUGUUGAUGUGGACUCUGGACAGAAUGCUUGGCUCUCGUAUAAACUGCAGAAAGCGACAGACAGGGCGCUGUUUGAAGUGGGUUUACAGAAUGGAGAAAUAAGAACUAUUCGCCAAGUCAAUGAUAAAGAUGUUGUGAAACAAAGGCUCACUGUUGUAGUGGAGGACAACGGGCAGCCUUCUCGUUCAGCUACAGUCAAUGUUAACGUGGCGGUGGCGGACAGCUUCCCUGAAGUGCUCUCGGAGUUCACUGACUUUACGCACGACAAGGAGUACAAUGACAAGCUGACUUUUUACUUAGUCUUGGCUUUGGCUGUAGUCUCAUUUCUGUUCAUCACAUGUUUAGUGGUUAUUUUAUCAUUGAAAAUAUACAGAUGGAGACAGUCUCGCGUCCUCUAUCAUUCCAAUCUCCCGGUUAUUCCGUAUUAUCCACCGCGUUACGCAGACACUUUGGGGACAGGAACUCUACAGCACGUGUACAAUUACGAGGUGUGCAGGACGACUGACUCCAGAAAGAGUGACUGUAAGUUCGUCAGACCCUGUAGUCAGAACGUACUGAUAAUGGACCCCAGUUCUACAGGGACGAUGCAGCGGAUGCAGAGUGAAAAUAACAUCCUGGAUGAACCAGACUCACCAGCAGAGGUCUGUUAUAUUUAA